CACACAAACUGAUGCACACACUGCUUAAAUGUGAAUUAAAAAACUGUCUCGUGCCCGUCUGUAUGCGUGUAUUUUAAUCAAUCCAAGUUAGUAUCAGGCGCAGCAGCGAGCGCAUCUCUGCUGUCUCUGCUUGUGUGCUCUCUGUUAUUGUCGUCUCUGGUGGUGUCCGGCAUCCCGCAUUCGUUUUUCAAAUUUCAACGGGUGCAGUCGCGUGCGUGUGUGUCCGUGUCCCGGUGUAUAAACAAUUUUCGUUUAGUCAAUCUCAAUAUUAUAAUCUUAAAGCGCACACGCGCCUGAACUGAACCCACACACGCAGCAGCCGCUCAGCCCACACCACACACCUGCCAAAAUCAAGAUGCGAGCAGCAAUGAAACGGUUUAUUCCCCUGUUUCUGGCCUUGCUGCUAACACUCCAGCAGCCCGCACCAACGACGGCCGUGAUUGAGGAUGUGCUGGACAUCAUACACGUCGUUAAGGAGGUGUCCACGGGCAUACUGAAGGCCUGGGACAUUGUGCAGGCCUCACCUUUGGGGGCCAACAUAGACUUUCCCCUGAUGCGCGAAAAGCAGAAAAAGGUGCUGCAGCGCCUGAAAGAGGUCACCCGACAGAUAGACCAGACCGAGGAGCAACACGCCGAGUAUGUGGCCCUGGCCAUAGACACGGUGACCAGCCACAUGAACCUCAAUGCCCCCAUGCUGGCCAAGAUGAACGACAUCGGCGACACGGUCAACCGGAUCUCUUCGCGCUACCAGCAGAUGCAGAAAUACGAGGCCCACAAGGACAAGCUAGAGAUGUCCACCCUUGUGACGUUCGCCGAGUGGACAGUCUCCCCGAAUGCCCAUUCGGUGCACCACCUGAUGGACCGUCUGCAUCUCACGCUCUUCGGAAGCGAAGAAAAGGCCAACACUACGGGCACCAGCAGCAGCAGCAGCAGCCUGCUCGCCCAGCUGGCAACCAGCUAUGAGGCUUCUACAAACGAAAUAUGCAACACCCAACAGUCGGCGCAACAGUUUGUGUACUCUCUGUAUGCGGACAUCGCAUUGACCGAGCUGAAGGCCUACACCAUGAUGGAGUUCUCGUGGAUGAUGCUGCGCGUCUAUGGCAAGGGCAAUUUCACACAGGAAGCCGAACUGAUGCGCACCGACUACGAGCGACGCACGGAGCGUACACUGAAGCUGUUGAAGGAUGUGAUGACGCGCGCCGAUCGCAUUGUCUGGCGCUGUGAUCCCAAGAAGCAUGUGGCUGGCGUUACCUACGACGAGGUGACACGCUUACUGCAGGGCUACAUCGAGAACGAGGUGGAUCUCAACAACGAGGAGACAUGCCGCGAGACCUGCUCCUUCUAUCAGUCGACACGCAGCGAAGGCUGCUACAAGGAACUCUACUGCGCCCGUCAGCCCAAGUGCUCGGGCCGACUGUACAACUGCCAGUUUGUCGAUUCGGACAUGUGGGUGUGCCCCUCGCCGAAGAACAGCACCAGGCGAUACGAGUACAUCGAGUACGAGAACGGACGGACGCUGGGCCAGCGUGCAAACUGUGUGCGCGGCACAACCAAGGUGGACAGCUGGUGGCGUUACCUUUUCUGGCACUGCAGCUACUGCUUCUGCAUGUGCGACGAGCAGGGUCUCAAAUCCGAUCGUUUCUUCAACCUACGCGAAGCAGUCUCCGAUGUGAAGCGCAACAGGGUCGUGACUGGACUGCGUUUUGUGAAGAAGAAUCGCAUUUUCCAUCUGCAGAUACAGGAGGGAGAGCUCUUGCCGCGCGGCGGCAUCAAUCACACGACUCUGUCGUGGAAGCCCGUCGAGAAUUAUAACAUCUUUGAUCGUGACGUCAAGAAGGGCACCGACUAUCACACACUCAGCUAUGAGAGUCGCUCCAUUGAUCUCGACGAUGUCGAUACGGAUGACAACAGCUUUGUGGUCACUGGUGUGCGUUUUCGUGUGGUGGGUGCCCACCUGAAUCUGGAGGCCUGCUACAGCGAAUUCGAUUUCAAGACGGGCCAGCUGCUGCAGCCGGAGGUGAACAGCUAUUGGAAAUCCAACGACAACACCGAUGUCAGCGGUGACAGCAAGACGCGCAGAGAAAAAGUGAACAUUUUUUUACAAAUAGUCAAAGAAUCAUGUAGAUUAAAUGAUACUCUACAUAAACGUAUUUAUUCGUAUAUGCAUGUGGUGUAUAUUCGUUAGCCGAACCAAGUUUCCUUGAAACAAUUUUCUCAUUUUUAGUUCUCUAUAUACACACGUAUGUACGUAUGUGCGUAUGUACAACGUUUCAGUUUAGUAAAUAUCAAAAACCAGAGGAUGGAAUAGGAGAAGAAGGAGAAAUUACAAUGCCAACCACAAGGAUCUCUUUGAAAAAAAAAAAAAAAAAACCCCAAAAUGGGAAGGAAAAAACUUUUUUUUUUUUUUUUUUUUUUUUGUGUACAAACAAUAGAUACUUAGGAUGGAAAGAUGAAUGGAUGGGUAUAUAGGAGAGAUUGUUUGGAUUGUUAACGAAUCAAAUUGGUUCCAGUUCAUUUCAUUUCAUUUCGUUUAGUUUCGUUUUUGGGGUACAGCUGUUUUGAGUUCAUUUGAAAUGGGUUUUCCUACGGGGAGUAAACACUUACACACACACAUACAUAUAUAGACAGGGUCCACUAAAAUACUAUUAUUAUUAUUACAUAUUAUUAUUAUUGUUUGUAUGCAGGGGGAUGCCUCGAGGGGUGUAUGUUUAUGGCAGGUGUAAAUGGAGCAGAUGGUUUUUUGUUUUGUUUUUAAUUUUUUGUGUAUUAUUUCUUGUUUUUUUUCUUAAUUAUUAUUUUGAUGCAACCGAAUUGUGAUGAUGUGAUAGACUUAUAUAAACAAACAAAAAUACAAAAAAAGAUACCAAUUAAUAACCAGUUUAAAUGCAGUUUAGCAGAGCAAACCGCUGCAGAUGAAUAUGAGAAUACGAAUAUGAAUAUUAAUAUGGAUAUAUGUUAUGUAUUUGUAUUAUUGUCGUUGUCGCUAAAUAGACAAUGUCUGAUGGCUGAUGGCUAUGCUAUAUAUAUGUAUUAUGGAUGACUUGAGGCAUACAUUCUUUUUUGAAGAAAUAAAACUAUAGAGCGCGAUAUUUGUAUUGUAUUUAUCUAUAAGUUGUUGUGUCCACCACACACUGCGAGACGGGGGAAAAACGAAAACAAAGCAAAACAAAACAAAAAAUCCAAACAACAAAUGACAAACCACAAGCAAACAAACAAACGAAAACAAAAAAAAUGGUAAAACACAAAAACACGAAAAAAUGAGAAAAAAAAGAGCAAAAGCCGUUGAAACUGAUAAAAUUUAAGAGAGUUACUAAAACUGAAAACAAACCCCGAAGAAAGCAAGAAAAAAGAGAACAAAAAAGAAAAUGAAAUGAAAAAGAUAACAAAAGCGAAUGGAAAUUCCCGAUAUUCACAAAAUGUGGAUGGGGGGAGUUUUAUUUGUUUGUUUGUUGUAUUUUCUUUUUGUACGUUUUGGGGUCACACUCUUUCUCCCUUGUCUUGAUCGCUCUCUCUCUCUCUCUCUCCCCCUCUGUCUCUGCCUCCGUCUAUCUCUCUCUCUCUCUAACUCUCGCACUCUCCCAGUCCUAGUCUCUCACUCUUCUUAAUGAUUUAUGUAUAUAUAUGUACAAAUACAAGGACGAUCGUGAAUCGCAGAUCCAUAUAUACAUACAUACAUAUAUUUUUGAAAGUAUAGAAAUGCAACUUUUGAAAAAAAUUCAACCAAAAAGUUAAAAAACGUAACUAGAACCAAAAAUAAAAAACAAAUCGAGUGCCGCGUCGCGUCGCGUAAUCGUUUCGCAUGUGUUCAGCUUUGAAAAAUAAGAAGCAAAAUAAAACAAAAAUGAAACACAAAGACAAAACAAAAGCAAGAAACUAAAAGAAAGACACCGUUAUUUCGAUGGUUUGUUGUACAACACUGUUUUACGUUCGCCAAACGCAUAAAUCUAAAAUCGUUUUGCCACGCUAAACAUUUUUUGGUUUUUGCUGUUUUCGUUUUAGUUUUUUUGCGUUUUCGUUGAUUUUAGUUUCGAUUCCGUUAUGCAUCUUUUACUUUGUCAACAAAAGAGAAUAAAACCAAUAUAUAUGUACAUAUAUGCGCAUGCACAGGCAUGCAAGCCAGAGCCUGCCAGAGCCAGGGCUAAAAAAACAGAAAAAAGGAAGAAUAAAAAAAGAAAAAAGUGAAUUGCAUUUACCGUUACAAUGCGGGUGUUGGUCGCCAGCCAGGCAGCGCGCGCGUCUCGCACAAGUGCCAAAAAUGCAAAUGAUAAAAGAGAACGAACGUCAAGAAACUCUCACACAAGCCCACAUACAGCAGACGCACACACAACAUGCAGACAUACAUACAUAAGUACAUACAUAAACACCUACAAGCAUACUUUUAAGCGCCAAAGUUAGAAGCGAGUGGCUUUUGAGCGUAGUAAUUGAUCGAUUCGCGAUUAUCAAUGGGCGGCGGCAACAGCAGGCAGAACAUUGUUGUUUGCCAUUGUUGAUUUAAGAAAUAAAUGUUUGAUGUUGCAGCAGUAGCAGCAGUGUAAGUUAAACAAACAAUGCAUGAAAACAUACAUACAUAAAUGCAUACAAUAUGAAUAUUUGUGUUCGGCCACAAAUUGAAGCAGAAAGCUAAAGCGUAACCGUCAAAGAGUGGAAAGUAAAAAGAGUAAACCAAAACCCAUUGUGAUACAGCUGCAAAAGAAACAAAAACAAAAGCAAAAAAAACAAAAAACAAAAACGCGUUAGAACCUUACGACGAUAACAAAAUGGUUUUAUUGUCAUUUACAUACUUGUAAUUUCGAUGGCGAAUCAAAAAUAAAAAAAGGGAGAAACCUACUAAAUCGAAUCUAUUACGAAUUCAAUCAAAAAUACAGCAAGCCAACAAUUUAUCCAAACUAGUUUAAAAACAAAUAACAAAACACACACACACACAAAUAUUUUGUUUGAUUUCGAAUGAAGAUUGUGUAGCACACACGUGUGCGAAUUUUUGCUAAAUUUUUUAGUUGUUGCAAAAAAAUUGUAGGUAAAAAGUUUGAGGCAAAUGCAAAUUCUUAGCCAUUUUGAGGAUGCGUGCAUUUAGAAGUUAGCAACCAAAACGAGAAACACAUUGAGUACGAGUACUUUCAAAAUCGUAAUCUUAAGAUCAUCAGACAUCAGACAUAACAGACACACACAUACACAAAGAACAUAAAUAAUUGGUGGAUUGGUGCAUCGAUUUGCAAAUUAAAAUAUAUGAAAAGAGCUGAGCAAACAUAUUUGAAGUAAAUGUUAACAGCAUAGAGUUAAGAACGAUGAAAAACACACACACACCUACGUAUAUUUAAACACAUUAUUAUAAUAAUUAUAACAAAAAAGCAUAUACAUAUAUACACACACGAUUUAUACAUAUGUAUAUGUAUGUAUACUAUGCAAUUUAAUGCAUAUUCUAAAAACAGUUGUUUCGCCCGCCUCGCCUUGCCUCGCUUCGAAUUCAAUUUGGAAUAUCGCGAGCAGCAUACUGGUAGCGGAGUUAAGGAGAAACUAAUGAAGGAAAUCUAAAUUGUAAUCAAUUUAUCUUAUGUACUAGUUAUUAGGCAACACGUAAACACACACACACACACACACACACACUCGUACCCAGUCCCCAGCCAACGCCUUUACCCUAGCCUCAACACCCAUCCCUCCUCGUUCCCAUCACCAGUCGACUAAUGUUAAACACACAAAAAACCCGUAUAAAAUGCAUCAAUAUGAAUAUGUAACGAUCAUGUUUACAGCAAGCAAAAUGGAUAUCUUCUUUGUAAUAAACAAACAAACAACAAAAA
Messenger RNA from Drosophila subobscura, 5792 nucleotides. RefSeq lists its product as uncharacterized. NCBI's taxonomy places the organism in Eukaryota, Metazoa, Arthropoda, Insecta, Diptera, Drosophilidae. The transcript has 5 exons. Bases 356 to 2185 code for a protein of 609 amino acids. The record is from RefSeq and is a predicted model, not a curated record.